Molecule: messenger RNA, 923 nt
Organism: Drosophila mojavensis
Lineage: Eukaryota; Metazoa; Arthropoda; Insecta; Diptera; Drosophilidae
Exons: 2
Coding region: 2-838 (278 amino acids)
Source: RefSeq, a predicted model, not a curated record
AAUGAACCGUCGCUGUGUAGUCUGCGGCAAGGAGUUUGCCAAUGAUGCCGUCGAUUCCGCCUAUCAUUAUCCUAAAAAUGAGAAGGAAGCUCAGAUUUGGCAGAAGAGUAUGGGAGCCUUCGGUACCGCUGUGGAGAGUAUUGAAAAAUUUUGCUGUGUCUGUAUUGAACACAUACCACAAUUCGUGGAACGUACUCAGAAGGAGGCGUCGCUCAUUAAGGAGCAAUACAAGGAGGAUAAAUGGAUAACGCCACAGUUAAGUCGGCCUUCGCUCCAAGUGCUUCUCCUGUCGGGUGCUACGCUGUCACCUUGUUUCGACAUAUCCAAAUCAGGAUGCAACGGCCAGCAGGAGGAUGGCUUAGACGAAGAAAUCUUCGUAAGUGAAUCCAGCUAUAAGGAUUGUGGUCUCCCCUUGCCCGACAUUGAGGUCCCCGAAGCGACUGUGCUGUCCAUGCACAACGAAAAUAUGGCAAAAAACAAUCUGCAAUGCGAUGCUACUAAUUGCCUGUGCAAUUGCACGGAUGUCUUGUUGCUGGGACGCAGCCAAAAGCAUCCAUGCAAAUGCGAGGCAUCUCCCCAAAAGCCGCAGACAGAGAACGUUAUGGAGUGCAGCGGUGUAGAGUGUCAAUGCCAGAUGCGCCUGCAGAUGGGUGGAAUAAUCAAACAACAACAACAGCGCAUCGUCGAACUAGAGAGUAUGAUCUGUCGGCAGAAUGAAUGGUAUAUAGCGUUACAGCAGAAGAUGAAUGAGCUAUAUGCAGAUUUCGGCCUUAUAGAACAGAGCAGAAAAGGAUUUAGGUGUCCAAGUAAUAACACGCAGCCAGAACCGUCAGAGUGACAGAUGUUAUCGUCUUAUCCUAUACAGUGUGCAUAAUAGUCUUCGAUUGGAUUGAACUAAUAAUAAAUAAACAUGUCUAACAAUA